Cornus florida is the source of this 895-nucleotide messenger RNA. RefSeq lists its product as uncharacterized. The transcript has 5 exons. Bases 162 to 587 code for a protein of 141 amino acids. Lineage: Eukaryota; Viridiplantae; Streptophyta; Magnoliopsida; Cornales; Cornaceae. The record is from RefSeq and is a predicted model, not a curated record.
UUUUUAUCUGUGUUCUAGGGCUCCUGUCGGCUGUCGAUCCUCGAAAUCGAAGGACAAGAUUUGGGUUUGCGUUUGUGAGAUUAGCUUCAGUUUCAUCAGGAGCAGCGCCGAAAAGAUUACAAUGCCAGUUAGGGUUAGGGUUUUUUCUGCUGUGCAAUCGUAUGGCUUCUUCUGUCUCCCAUGUCACUUCUGAACCAUCACAAAAGUCUUAUGGACAACCAGGAAAGGGGCUGAACAUCCGUGACUUGUUGAGCGAUGAACAGAUAGCCUUGUACCGUGAAGCGGUUCUCGUAAGAGGGUAUGAUUUUCCAAAAUAUCACCCCCACAAGAAUUCAGAUUCGGUCAUUGGUUACUGUCGUUCAUCAAUUCAGCAGUACAAUAAAAUGAAUGGGACAAAUUAUGAGUUUGUGAGAGCUGCGGAGGCAAACAUUGUGGGUGUUAAUUUCAUCUUGUGCCUUACUUUUGAGGCGAAGGAUAAGGAUGAUGCUGAUGGUCAGUCUAAUAUUUUUCGUGCUAAUGUGUUCGAGAAAAAGCAACCAAUCCGCGUGGUGAAGACUCAUGAGGCGAUUGAAGAUGUAUUCAUGUAGUAGUGUGAGUUGGUAUUUAUUUCCAUUUGGAUGAAGUGGGGCUGUAAACUUCAUAAUUGUGGCUUUAGAACAUUGGAUAACACACACACACACACACACACACACUAUAAGGUGGUUUGUGAGCUUCCUAAAAGCUAUGUGUUGACAAUUAAUAAUGGUGGUACUCAUGUCUCCCUUGUGAGAUUAUGCAUAUUACUUGGAAUUUUUUUUGUUUUUAUUUUUUGUAACAAUAUGGCUAGAAGUUAUGGGUGCAUGUAAAUUGAAUAUGAUCAAUUUUUGGAUAUGAAGUGAAUUCACAGCUUGGUUCU